Messenger RNA from Aspergillus costaricaensis CBS 115574, 3063 nucleotides. RefSeq names its product putative vacuolar ABC heavy metal transporter (Hmt1) (gene hmt1). Gene Ontology annotation, cellular component: membrane. The record is from RefSeq and is a predicted model, not a curated record. NCBI's taxonomy places the organism in Eukaryota, Fungi, Ascomycota, Eurotiomycetes, Eurotiales, Aspergillaceae. The transcript has 3 exons. Gene Ontology annotation, biological process: transmembrane transport. Gene Ontology annotation, molecular function: ATP hydrolysis activity; ABC-type transporter activity; ATP binding. The coding region runs from base 215 to 2974 and encodes 919 amino acids.
ACAACUUUUGGCUCCUUCGAUCGCCAAAUAUUUCGGAGCAGCUUUCGCCUCCUACCAUCCUAUUACAAUAUAUCCCCGUCAUCUCACGAGUGUGGACCUGUCGCAUCUUGCGGUCUUCGGCGUCAAUCUAGAAGAGGAAGGUGGUCGCUAGGUCAUGGAAAUACCUUAAAUGGUCUUCUGAUUCUAUAUCGGCCAAUUGGGAGGACUGCACAUCAUGGGUUACCAACACGCAACUCGCGAUAUGGUGGCGUAUUUGCGCAUCGCAUCGCCCAUUAUUCUGCUCCUCAUAUUUGUCGCCUCCUUCAUUGCGAGCUCCAUUGUCACGGCUAGAAAUGCGAACAAGAACGCCAAUGCCGUACAUACCGGCCCUGGUGGGCGACCACUCCCCAAACGGUCCCGGAGUACAAUGACCGUGAUCAAGGCACCGCAAAAGUUCUCAGAACGCACAAAACUGUUGUUCAAGUGGUUGUCUGUCGGAGUACUUCUGACAAUCGCCGCGGAUGGUGCCCUUAAUGUGGCCCAUGUGAUGAUCGCAAGAUCGGAACACUGGUGGUGUGGCCAAUCAGUGGUGAUCUAUGUCGUGGGCUCAUUCUUCGACUACGCGAUCAUACUCGUCUCUUUGUUGGAUACAAACCCCUCUCCAACCUUCGCCCAAUUUAUUCCAUGGCUAGUGGCGAUUCCGAUUGAACUGGGUAUCUUAGGCACCUCCCUCUCCAUCUAUUCCGACGUACACCGCGAACCUGUGGUUGGGAACCCUGUUGGUGGUCGUCUGAGACAAGGCAUAACGCCGUGGGAGUUAGCGGAGGUAGUUCUGAACUGUGUUCGGGUACUGUUCCUCAUGGCUAUGGUCAUGUCCUACAUGUUCAAUACGAUCAACUUCAACUCCAAAAGGGCUCACGGCCACGUCAAUGGGGUCAAUGAGACCACGGGUUUACUUAACGGCCACCACGCAGAAAAUGGGAAUGCCUACGGCUCAACGAAUGGUCACGCGCAGGCUUCCAAGCCCGCCGAUCCGUGGGUUCGCCCGACUACUGUUCCGUCGACUAGUUGGUGGGAGUAUCUUAGCGGUUACUCACUAUUCUUCCCAUACCUAUGGCCAUCAAAAUCUCGUCGGUUGCAGAUAGUAGUGGUCAUUUGCUUCUUGCUCAUUGUACUGCAACGGAUCGUCAAUGUGCUGGUUCCUUACCAGGCAGGUGUCAUCACCAACAUGCUCUCCAAGCAAGAUGGCGAAUUUCGAGUUCCGUGGUCCAACAUUUGCCUCUACAUUCUCUACCGGUGGUUGCAGGGCAACCAGGGUCUCAUCGGUUCUUUGCGGUCUAAUCUAUGGAUACCUGUGAGCCAGUACUCCUACAUGGAGCUCUCGACUGCGGCUUUCGAGCACGUACAUGGACUGAGUCUCGAUUUCCACCUUGGGAAAAAGACGGGUGAGGUGCUAUCUGCCCUGAGCAAAGGUAGUUCAAUCAACACAUUUCUCGAACAAGUCACCUUUCAGGUCGUCCCUAUGUUGGUUGACCUCUGUGUUGCGAUCGUCUUCUUCCUUGUCUUCCUGGACGCUUAUUAUGCGCUCGUGGUAACUAUUGUCACUUUCUGCUACCUCUACGUCACCGUGCGUAUGGCACAAUGGCGAGCGGAAAUCCGCAGAGAGAUGGUCAACAAGUCCCGGCAAGAAGAUGCCGUUAAGAACGAUUCUAUGGUCUCCUAUGAAACCGUGAAAUACUUCAAUGCGGAGGACUAUGAGUUUGGCAGAUACAGAAAUGCUGUGUCUGACUUCCAGAAGGCCGAAUACCACGUUCUCUUCUCCCUCAAUCUGCUGAAUACAUCGCAGAACACAGUUUUCAUGCUAGGUUUGCUGAUUGCAUGCUUUAUCGCGGCUUAUCAGGUAUCGUUAGGACAGCGGGAUGUUGGGCAGUUUGUUUCACUCCUCACAUACAUGGCCCAAUUGCAAGGGCCCUUGAACUUCUUUGGCACCUUCUACCGUUCCAUCCAGUCAGCCAUGAUCAACUCAGAGCGGCUGCUGGAACUGUUCAGGGAACAGCCCACCGUGGUCGAUCGACCCAGCGCCAGGCCCCUGCCAGUCUGCAAGGGUGAUAUCAUGUUCGAAAAUGUCGAGUUCUCAUAUGACACCCGGAAACCAGCCUUGAAUGGGCUGACGUUCCGCUGCGAGCCUGGGACAACCACAGCUCUGGUGGGUGAGUCAGGCGGAGGAAAAUCUACUGUUUUCCGUCUACUCUUCCGGUUCUAUAACGCGACGAGGGGCCGUAUUCGUGUAGAUGGGCACGACGUGGAAAGUAUCAAAAUCGAUUCGCUCCGAAAGCACAUCGGAGUUGUGCCGCAGGACACGGUGCUCUUCAACGAGACAUUGAUGUACAAUUUGAAGUAUGCCAAUCAGGACGCGACGGAUGAGGAGGUCUAUGAAGCUUGCCGUGCUGCCAGCAUCCACGACAAGAUCAUGUCCUUCCCCGAUGGAUAUAAUACUAAGGUCGGUGAGCGCGGUCUCCGACUCAGCGGCGGAGAGAAGCAGCGGGUUGCCAUUGCUCGGACCAUUCUCAAGAACCCGCGAAUUAUUCUUCUGGAUGAAGCGACUGCUGCGCUGGACACAGAAACCGAGGAGCACAUCCAGGGCGCGCUGUCAAGCCUUUCCCGUGGGCGGACGAUGCUUGUCAUUGCUCAUCGACUGAGUACCAUUACUACGGCGGACAGAAUAGUAGUCUUACAUGAAGGCCGAGUGGCUGAAAGUGGCACUCACGAUCAAUUGCUGGCAAUGAAAGGCCGGUAUGCCAGCAUGUGGCGUAAACAGAUUCGUGCCCAGAGGGCCGCCGCGGAAGCCCAAGUGCUUCAAGAUCGCGCUCAACGCUUGCGUAGCGCAUCUACAUCGGGUGCCGCCGAUGAUAGCUCCAGUCAGUCCGACGAGGACCGGAAGCCGGCCAACAAGCCCGGUGACGAUGGCCGCAAAGGACAGGAGACAGCUCGGUGAGCACUCGGUAGGUCUAGCUAGCCAAAUUCAGACGGAGACGCCUCUGCACCCGCGUUGAACGUUUGUGAAUGACGGGGUGGGAGAUAUAG